Rotaria sp. Silwood2 is the source of this 2286-nucleotide messenger RNA. NCBI's taxonomy places the organism in Eukaryota, Metazoa, Rotifera, Eurotatoria, Philodinida, Philodinidae. The record is from the annotation of a GenBank genome assembly.
AUGUUAGAGAGUGGAAUUAUCGAACCCUCGAAUUCAUCUUGGACUUCUCCUGUUGUUAUAGUUAAGAAACUUGAUGGAUCCCCUAGGUUUUGCGUAGACUAUCGGCGCUUAAAUUCCAUUACUCAAAAAGAUGUUUAUCCAUUACCUCGUAUCGAUGACGUUAUUGAACGUUUAAAUGGAUCUCACGUAUUUUCUAAACUUGAUUUAUGUAGUGGGUACUUUCAAGUACUUCUAGCACCUGAAGAGCAUGCUAAAACUGCAUUCACAACUCCUGAUGGACUUUGGCAAUUUACUAGGUUACCUCAAGGUUUAAAGAAUUCACCAUCAGUUUUCCAACGAUUGAUGAAUCAAACUCUGAGAUCAUUACGCUGGGAUAUAUGUCUUGCUUAUUUGAACGAUAUUAUCGUCUAUUCCCCUUCGUUUGAUCAACAUCUUUUAGACGUUAAUCAAGUAUAUAAAGUAUUACAUGCAUCAAAUUUUAAAUUGAAUUAUAAUAAAUGUGCAUUUUUUCAACAUGAAAUUUCAUUUCUUGGCCAUAAAAUUAAUGCUGAUGGUUGUUCACCUAAUGAUGAUAACAUUCGUUCUAUUAUUCAAUUUCCUUUGCCUCAAUCGAGUAAAGCUGCUCAUUCUUUUUUACAAAUGAUCGGUUUUUACCGACAAUUUAUUCCUCGCUUCGCUCACAUAUCAGCACCACUUAAUAAAUUUACUCGCAAAGGUUUUCCAUUUAUAUGGACUGAAGCAGAACAAUUAGCCUUUGAUCAAUUAAAGGAGGCUAUCACAUCUCCUGCGAUUCUCAUUCUACCUGAUCCUUCACAACCAUACAUUAUCCGUACAGAUGCUUCACGUGUCGGUAUAGGUGCUGUACUAUUACAAAAGCAACCUCCUGAUGAUAAUGAUAAAUCAACUAUAUCAAUAUAUAAACCAGUUGCUUUUGCAUCCCGAGGUUUAAAACCAGCUGAAAAGAAAUAUUCUGCUAUUGAACUUGAAGCAUUAGCUAUUUGGUGGAGCGUUACUCAAAAAUUUCGAUCGUAUAUUGAAGGACAACAAUUUUUUCUUGAAACUGAUCAUAAACCAUUACUAUCAUUGAUGAAAAAACCUUAUCAUAACGCUCGUAUUGCACGAUGGAUGACAACAUUACAACAAUACGAUAUGAUUAUUCAAUAUAUACCCGGAAAAGAAAAUACAACCGCUGAUGCUCUUUCUCGUUAUCCAGUUGAUAAACCUGAUGUUAAUGAUGAAGAUUCACCUCGUCUUAUUACUUCUUCAACUCAAACUGAUAAUAUUUUCGUCAAUGUUGUUACAACCCGUUCAAUGACACGACAACAUUCAUCACCUGUUCCUUCAACAACAACUUCAUCAUCAGCUCCUUCUUCUAGAACAACAAUAACACCACCUGAGACACCUCGAUCUACUCUGCCUGUCCCAUCUUCUUCUUCUUCUUCAUCCUAUAAUGACAUUAACAUUUCAUUCGAUCAUGAUAUAUUAACCUUACAUCAGGAUCAAGAUCUUGGUAUUCAGAAAAUAAAAAAAGUUUCACCACUAACCUCUAAAUAUACACUGGAUGAUCAUAAUAUCCAUUAUAAAAUGAUUACUCGAAAGAAUGGUCAUGUUCUUCAAUUACCUUAUGUUCCUGCUUCUUUAAUUCCUCAACCGAAUAUGUACCAAGAUAUCGAACGACAUAUUUUAUCAUGCAUUAAUUGCCGAAAGCAUAAACCUUCUCGCCGAAAAACUGAUGGUUAUCUACAUUCAAUAGAACCACCUCGCGGUGUUUGGGAACGUCUUGCUAUGGAUUAUGUUGGUCCUGUACCUCAAUCCAAAUCGGGUAAUAAAUAUUUUCUUGUACUAACUGAUUUAUUUUCCAAGUUCGUCAUCACCAAAGCCGUCCCCAAUAAUACAUCAACAACAGCUGCUAAAUUUUUAUUAUUUGAUGUCUUUAUGAUCUAUGGUGUUCCAGUUGAAAUUAUUACUGAUAAUGGCCAACAUUUUUCUUCUUCUUUAUAUGAAUCCUUGCUGACGUUAACUCAAUGUUGUCAUGUUAAAACUACACCUUAUAAUCCCAAAGCCAACGGUCAAUGUGAAAGACAUAAUGCCACUCUAGUACCCAAUUUACUUGCACUUUCUAAUCGAUCUCGAUCUGACUGGGAAGAUAAAUUGGUAGCUACAAUUUUCAAUUAUAAUGCUACUCGACAUGAUUCUACUGGUUACACUCCAUUCGAAUUAAUGUUUGCACGUCAACCUCGUUUUAUAGCUGAUUUCACCUCAUCAUACUAUGCAACAAUUUAUUGA